AAUGGACUUGUCAACAUAGUGGCAAAUGCAGGAGGCGAUCGCGUCACUCCUGCAGUUGUUGCUGUACAUGAUGACGAGGUUGUGACAGGCUUGGCGGCUAAACAGGGCUUGGUUCGUCAUGGCCAGCGCUCGGUGCUAGGGGUGUUGCGUGAUAUAUCGGCAUCAGAGCCAUUGUUGGGCAACUUGCAAGGCUCCUGCCUGCCAGAGUGGGAUGAAGAUGGUGACGUGUCAUACUGUGUUCAGACGGAUUCUGGCCCCAGGACUGUUCAAGCUUCCAAUGUUAUCAAACACAUAUUCCUGCAGCUGAAAGAUGUAUCAUCCCGACACAACAGCGUUGCACAGUGCACCGCAUGCCUAUGUUUACCAGCCUGGGUGUCCAACAAAGCCGUGACAGUUGUUAAACAUGCAGCUCGAGAUGCUGGCUUCAAAUUGGUUUCUGUUAUCCUGCAACCAGUGGCUGCCUGCUUGGCUUAUGAUCUCCUGAGUGACCGCACAAAGUCGAUGCUGGUGGUUACCCUCCAUCUGGGCGAGAGCGGAGGACAAGGCUCUCUGGUGGAGAUCAGUGGCGGUGUGGCAACAGUCAAAGACAGCACGCGCUCCAGCUCUGCUCCAGGCUCUUCACUCACUAACAAACUCGUUGAGCAUCUUGCCAAGGAGUUCUACACUAAAUACCGCGGGGAUUGCCUGGAGAACAAGCGAUCGCGACAGAAGCUCUACAAUCAGGCGGAGACCGUGAAGCACGUCUUGUCCACGCUGCCGUCCGCUCAGGUUAAUGUAGACUCGCUGUGGGAAGGCAUGGACUUCUCAUGUCAGGUGUCUCGGGCGCGAUUUGAAGGCCUCAUCUCGUCUCUCCUGAGCGACUUCCUGCAGCCUACGCUCGACAUGCUUGCCAAGCUUGGCAUUGAGCCUGCUGCUGUGGACAAGGUAAUAUUGAGUGGUGGCACUUGCAAGAUCCCGCGCCUUCAGUCCCUUGUGAGCGAGAACUUCUGCAGGGCAGAGGUCCUGUGCAGUACCCCUCCUGACGAGGUGCUCGCUAAGGGUGCCGCUAUUGAGGCCGCUAACGUCCUGACGAAGCACACCAAGCCCACCGUCCCCUCCACCGUCGCCGUCAACGGCUCCCCAAAAACAAACAACCAACCCAAGGAAAACAAAAAAUCCAAAAAGAAAAGUCGCAGUGCGCCAGAAAAAAGUAAACCUGAUGUGUUGCGCAGUCAUCUUCCCGUGCUUGUGUCAGUGCUGUCGGUGCCCGUCUGGUGCUUGGUGGGAGAUGAAAGCGUGUGCGUGUUGCCCCGCCUGACACCGCCGCUGCUGCGCCACUCGGUCGCCGUGCCCGUGCCAUCCUGCGACGCCAGCGUCAGCCUCACCUUUUAUGAGGCGCCCAAGCCCGCCUCGCCGCCUCCGCCAAACGCAGUUCUCGCCGAGGUAAGUCUCACUUGA
This is a messenger RNA of Hyalella azteca, 1437 nucleotides long. RefSeq names its product heat shock 70 kDa protein 14. Gene Ontology annotation, biological process: protein refolding; cellular response to unfolded protein. Gene Ontology annotation, molecular function: ATP hydrolysis activity; ATP binding; heat shock protein binding. Lineage: Eukaryota; Metazoa; Arthropoda; Malacostraca; Amphipoda; Hyalellidae. Gene Ontology annotation, cellular component: ribosome; cytoplasm. The record is from RefSeq and is a predicted model, not a curated record. The annotation marks the transcript as partial. The transcript is spliced from 7 exons.